Durotheca rogersii is the source of this 705-nucleotide messenger RNA. RefSeq lists its product as uncharacterized. The coding region runs from base 1 to 705 and encodes 234 amino acids. The record is from RefSeq and is a predicted model, not a curated record. Lineage: Eukaryota; Fungi; Ascomycota; Sordariomycetes; Xylariales; Xylariaceae. The transcript has 5 exons.
AUGCACUCGAGAGAUUUCUUACGACGAAACCCCCCCGUGAGGGAGACGACCGACGACGUGAUUCCACCUGCCGAGGAAGCCCGGAUCCGCCUGGAGCUCGCCCAGCAGCUGCGAGAUAUUUUCCGAGUGGUGACUGGUAUAACCAAUUGGCGGUUUUCAGCCUCGUCACGCAAAUGGCAAAGCUCUGGCCGCCAUCCGACCUACCCUGACUACUGUGCCGGUAUCGCGCUACAACUUGCACCCGAUCUGGUCGAAGAAUCUCUUUCGACGUUCUCUCCAGAAACAUAUACUGCGAUUCUCCCAUCCAAGGUCGCAUUCUCUCGCAGUAGCAAACGCGCCAAGACCUUGUCCGGAACCGCAGCAACAACACAGAAGCGUCCGCGGGAAGAGUCAGCUACUCGUAACGAAGCCGAUGCCGAAAUGAACAAAAAUCGUCUCGCUACCUUGAUGCCUUCUGCGCGCUUAUUUGGUGACCGCCUGCGGGUGCAACUCCUUUCACAGAAAAUCGGCUCGUCGGACUGCGCCUGGAACAUGCUGGCCGCCAACAGGCAACUACAUGCCUGCCAACUGCUGCGAGGCGGGGGAAUUAAUCUAGGGAAUAGCGAAGGGCGGAGGAUGCUGGACGGGCUAGCCACCUGGCACGGUAGCCCCGGCGCCCAGUCGAAAGAUGGAAGAAUCGUGGCUGCAUCUAACGUCCAACCAUGA